AUGAACAAAUUUACUGCUUUUGCUUUGAUCCUUUCUGUUUCUGUUGUUUCUGUUUAAGCUGUUUCUACUGGUAAUGGAGUAGCUUGUGCUGUUACUGCUAGUUCAAACUGCAGCAAUUGUGGUGACGCUACUAGUUAAGCUUUAUUCACAUACGACUCUUCUAAUAAUGGUAACUGUAAAUUCACCGAUUGUUCUACUAAACCUGCUAGUCUUAAUGGAUGGAUUUGCUAAUCUUGUAAUGGUGUCUCUGGUUCUAGUGUUCCUGAUGGAUAAUACUUCUAUGGCUCUAGUUGCAGCAAUUCAUGCAAAGGUGCCACUGUUAGUAACAGUUGGGUAUGCACAAGCAAUUCUACUUUAUUAGUUUUUGCUUUAUUAUUAUCUCUUAUAGCUUUACUAUUGUGA
Tetrahymena thermophila SB210 is the source of this 402-nucleotide messenger RNA. RefSeq names its product immobilization antigen. The transcript has a single exon. Lineage: Eukaryota; Ciliophora; Oligohymenophorea; Hymenostomatida; Tetrahymenidae. The record is from RefSeq and is a predicted model, not a curated record.